AUGCCGAAUUCCGCUAUUGGCCAGCUACGAAUCCAGCUGCCAGGGGCCAACCUGCUGUGUCUGGUGGUGGGAGAUGAGGCCAAGUCCAACACGAUUCCCUAUUGCAUUCCCUCGCUGUCGCUUGCGACGGCUCAAAUCGGUCCUCGAGUGCUCCUUUCCCUCGACAUCACGAGGGUGGAAGCUUACACGCUGGUGGUGCCUUUGGCGCGCCUCUCGCGCCUACACUUUGUUCCUGCCGCGGCUCUUGCACCCCUCAAGGUUCUCGAUACACAAUGCCGUUUUGAGGACCCGGCGAAGAGGUCUGGUUGCAACGCCAUGAUGUCGAACGCCGGCCCCUUGACGACAACGUUCACAGCGCCAUCGAGUUGUGCUACAGCCACAGGCCUCUAUCAAAUAUGGCCGGAAGCGGAUACGUACUAUUACGAGCAAGGCCCGCUUGGCAGCAGGACAGAGUGCUACCCGAGUGGCUACGAUGCGUCGUCAUCGCAGUACUAUUCACCAGGUUUAUGUCCUAGCGGGUACACGCCUGCUUGCUCCAGUACUGGUAUUGUCUCGCGCACGGCGACUGAGACGGCCUACACAUGCUGCCCCACGGCUGCUGUCUACACAUGCGCCGGUGCUAUAGAUGACCUCGAGGCCCCCCAAACGAAUUCAGGUUGCACCACGACAUUCGAUCUGGAUUUGGUCCUCGCACGGAUAACAGCGAUUUCGGAUGGACACACAGAUCUGAUACAGUCGACGACGGAGACUGCAGGAGCAGGCCUAGGAGCAAAUGGUAUAGCAGUGCGCUUUAGGUCAGGGGAUUUCAGCAGCGAUGUCGCCGCCAUGACCUCGUCUUCGGCUUCUGUGAUAUCAGCAGCAUCGGACUCGGCCACAUUAUCGAUUUCAUCUCCUACGUCCUCGUCAGGGUCAUAUUCUUCUAGCACGCCGGGUUCAGGGUCAAGUACGCACAGGGGCGUUAGCACCAAACAAGCCAUCGGGAUAGGUAUCGGAGCGGCAGCUGCAGUUUUGAUAAUUAUCGUCUCGGCGUGGCUGUUUCUUUACCUUCGACGGAAGAAGCAGAGGAUAAGGGCACAGAUCGAGACGCCUAUCCCACCGCCUGCACCACCUCCAAAAGACAGGAGAUUUCGAUCGCCACCGCCAAAUCUUGACCUCAGCCCUAGUGGCAACGGCAGCAUUGCGUCCGUGGCCCGAAGCGUGAAUGGGAAGAUGGUCAGAGGUCCGUUCGAGUUGCAGUCGGAUGGGAAGGAGAAGAAGCACCUGUAUGAAAUGUUCGGGGGAUACCACAACAACCAGAGCCUGGCCAGCACACCGAAAUCCAACGACCCGCUGCGCUCGAACCCAAUGACACCUUCUUUUUGGUCACCGCCAUCGAGCUUUGGGUUCCAACCGGCAGAGUUGGAAUCACCACAGAGGAGCAUAAUGUCUGCGGGGUCCGGUCAUCUGCAUGGCCGCGCAGAGCUUGCGUCACCCUGA
Messenger RNA from Diaporthe amygdali, 1476 nucleotides. RefSeq lists its product as uncharacterized. Bases 1 to 1476 code for a protein of 491 amino acids. The transcript has 3 exons. Lineage: Eukaryota; Fungi; Ascomycota; Sordariomycetes; Diaporthales; Diaporthaceae. The record is from RefSeq and is a predicted model, not a curated record.